Mytilus californianus (California mussel) is the source of this 813-nucleotide messenger RNA. RefSeq names its product cholinesterase 1-like. NCBI's taxonomy places the organism in Eukaryota, Metazoa, Mollusca, Bivalvia, Mytilida, Mytilidae. Bases 55 to 813 code for a protein of 252 amino acids. The transcript has 7 exons. The record is from RefSeq and is a predicted model, not a curated record.
ACAGCGUUACUGCCAGUCCUUUUAUUUAUUCAUGGCGGUUCCAACGUAGUAGGUAUGGGCGCCAUGCUUGACGGUGAUAUAUUAGCAGCACAUGAAGAAAUAAUUGUCAUAACUUUGAACUACAGACUUGGCGUUCUUGGAUUUUACGCUGCCCCUGAAAAUGGAAUAAAAGGCAACAACGCUCUAAUGGAUCAAAUGUUGGCUAUGCAAUGGGUUCAAAGAAACAUUAAGUUUUUCAAUGGAGAUCCGUCAAAAGUUACAAUAUAUGGACACAGUGCUGGUGCUGGGAAUGCAGGACUUCACAUGUUAUCCGAUUUAACGAAAGGUUUAUUCAGAAAUGCAAUUAUUCACAGUGGUUCAGCUAUCGCGAACUGGAUGUUAUCUAGCUGUAUAAAAACAAGUAGAAUGUCAGUUAUCCCGAACAAUUGUCAACCAGGUACCAGUCAGAUAACUGAAGACCAACAAGAGGAUAUUAAAGAUCUUUUAAAUGGGGAUUCUAUAGACAAAUACCUACCAAGAUUGGGCAGACAGGCUGUUGUAGUUGAUGGCGAAUUUAUCACAGGGAGUCCAGAAAAAAAGUUCACCUGUGGAAAAUUUCACGCUGGUUCAGUUUUGCUUAUAAUGGCGCGAGACGAAGGGUAUCCUUUAGAUAUGUCCACGUAUGAUGAAACAAAGAAAUGGUUGGAUAUAAAAUAUAUUAUUCAAUACGUUGCACUAACUUUGUUUCCAGACAGACCUGGAUUUCAAGACAGCAUUAAACAAGAACUGGAGAAGUGGAAGAAAUUAAACAUUUCAAGUUACCCUCAAUUUUGA